UUUAUGAUAACUAUAAAUAAAUAUUUGGUGAUUUGGAGGAGAAAGAGAUUCAAAUAUUAAAUAAUGUGGCAGCAACCUAGCUCUUCUUCUGAAUAUUCAAACAAUUUUGAUUUAUUUUAUGCAGAGGUCAAGGAUAUUGAAAGACGCGAUUCGGUUCUUACAUCCGAACAACAAAUCAAUAGAUUACUACGGAAAGGAAGUAGUUAUUUUAAUCUCAACCCAUUUGCAGUCUUGCAAAUUCCACCAAGUCAAAUUAAUAUGCCAUUGGAAAAAAUUAAAAAAAAGUACAAGACCCUGUCCAUAUUGGUUCAUCCAGACAAAAAUACAGAUCAAAGAGACCGUGCUAAGGAUGCAUUUGACAUAGUGAACCGUUCAUGGAAAAUUUUAGAAAAUGAAGUGUCUAGAAAAAAGUGCAUGGAUAUAUAUGAAGAAGCUAAAGAUCGUACGGACAUGAUGAUUGCAGCUAAACGUAAAAAAAACAAAAAAGAUGGAUAUCCAGAUGCUCCGAUUCCCGAAGAUAAUCCAGAAAAAUACGAGCACACAAUUUACGUAACAGUUAUGAAACUUUUUGCAGACAUGGAAAGAAAACGACAACAAUUAGAUGUGCGAGAUAUGGAGGAAAGAAAACGCAAGCGUGAAGCGGAAAUUGAACAAGAAGAAGCUCUGAAAGCAGAACGAGAAUGGCAAAGGAAUUUUGAAGAGUCUCGUCAGUCACGAGUCAACAGUUGGCAUGAUUUUCAAUCUAAGAAUAAAAACAAAAAAAAGAAGAAAGAUAAAGGUUUGUUUAAUCCUCCAAAACUUAAGCCGGAAAGUCGUUAAAAUCUUUAACUUUUUCAUUUAUAAUAUUUGAUAAGAAUUAUUUAUAUUUUUUAGAAAUAAAUAAAUUUGUUAAGUAAACAAAUAAACAUUUUAA
Culicoides brevitarsis is the source of this 913-nucleotide messenger RNA. RefSeq names its product dnaJ homolog subfamily C member 8-like. The transcript is spliced from 4 exons. Lineage: Eukaryota; Metazoa; Arthropoda; Insecta; Diptera; Ceratopogonidae. Bases 64 to 819 code for a protein of 251 amino acids. Gene Ontology annotation, cellular component: nucleus. The record is from RefSeq and is a predicted model, not a curated record.